CUAUUAAUCCUCCAUCCUCAGUCAAGAACUCCUCUUUCCCAUGCCACCUGGCUACAGCGACCUCUUCUCUUCUCUCCUCGUCGACUCUUCCUUUUUGUUCAUUCCUCACCCCCACAUUCAACGAAGGGUUCAGCAUCUGGCUCACUGUCUUCUUCUCUACCCCAAGUCCUGACAUCAUUCUGGCUACCCAGAACACACCUACCCUCUCUUCCGUAUGACAGCCCUUCAGAGACUUGAAUACAGAGAGUGACUCUCCUGUGAGUUAAGAGUACUGGCUGAGUCAGACUGACCCGAGUGACAAGCUCAGCUUCAUUCCCUCUCAGCUGUGAGAGCCAAGCUGUCUGAAAUCCUUGGAGACACGGUAUUGAAUCUUUGUCCUGGGAUUUUCUUGCCGCUUAAGCAUCAGCAGGAUCCCUGAUGUCAUCACUUUAGGGGCUCCCUCCAUCUUGUCCUGUAGCCAUGGCAGAUAUGUCAGCACCUUUACAGUCACUGCAAUUCAACAAUAUGCUGAGGGAGGAAAAUGUGGACCCCCAAAAUAUGGAGACAAACUUCUCUAGACCAAUGACAGAGAACAGAGCAGAGGUCCAAUUUAUGCAUUCUUAUGCACAGAUGCCUACAGUCUCAACUUCAGCCUCAGACCCUGGAGGGACAUCCAUACAGACAUCCUCAGCCUUUGACACAAUAUCUACACUUCUGAUGGGAUCACCAAACUCUGGAGCAUUGUCUCCACCACCACUGCCAGUCUCAGACUCUGGGACACUGUCCCCACUACUAAUGCCAUCCUCAGAGGCUGGAACAUUAUCACCAUUGUUAAUGCCAGCCUCGGAUUCUGGGGCACUAUCCCCAAUGCUAAUGCCAGCCUCAGAUGCUGGAACAUUGUCCCCAUUGCUAAUGCCAGCCUCAGAUUCUGGGACACUGUCUCCAUUGCUAAUGCCAGCCUCAGAUGCUGGAACAUUGUCCCCAUUGUUGUCCAUGUCAGAAUAUGGGUUAAUAUCUCCAGGAAUGUUGACAAUUCCUGACUUUGGAACAACGUCUACAUCACUAAACACCACAGAUUCUGUAGAGAUAUCACCACUGGCAAUUACAGCUCCAUCAUCUGGAGAUAUGUCUACACCUAUAAUGAGCACCUCAUCCUCUGAAGCAAUGUCCACACCAUUAAUGCCUGCCCCGGAUCCUGGAGAGAUAUCGCCACUCAUAAUUCCAGCUAUAAACCCUGGAGUUCCAUCCACACAGUCAACAACAACUCCAGACUGUGAAGAAAUGUCCCCAUUGCAAAUUACAGAUGAAGACACCGAAGCAAUGUCAAAAGUGCUCAUGACUGCCCUAGCCUCUGGAGAGAUAUCUUCACUGCUCAUGUCGGGCACAGACUCUGAAGCAAUAUCGUCACUGAUAAUGUCAGCCAUAUCGUCCAGAGAAACAUCAACCAAGCCAACAAACACUCAAGAUUCUGAGGGAAUGGCUAACCCACUCAUGUCAGGCUCAGACUCUGGAGUCAUGUCUUCACUGCUAACAUCAGCUUCAGGCUCUGAAAUAAUGUCCUCACCACAGCUGUCCAUCCCAAAUGCUGGAGAAACAUCAACAUUACCAAUGCCAGCCCCAGACGCUGAAGCAGUGUCCCUACUGCUAAUGACAGCUCUAAGCUCUGCAGAGAUGCCCACCCAAAUGAUGGCAGCCACAAGCUCUGGAGUGAUGUCCCCACAGUUAACACAAAACCUAGACUCUGAAUUCAUGUCUACUUCACCAACGAGAGCAACAGCCUCUGCAGUGAUGCCCAUACUGCCAGUGACAGUUUCAGAUGCAGGAGCAACGUCCACACCAUUAAUGAGAACACUAGCUUCUGGAAACAUUUCCACAUUGCAAAAGAUAGCACCAGCCUCUGGGACAAUGUCCACACCACUAAUGACAGCCACAAGCUCUGGAGAGAUGUUCACAGAGAAAAUGUCAAAUACAGCUUCUAGAUUGAUGUCAACACAGUCUAUGGCCAAAACUUCUGGAACAACACCCACAGGUUUUGUGAAGGCCACAGCCAGUGGAGCAAUGUCUACACAGCAAAUGAAAGCCCAAGAUUCCGGAGUGAUGUCCACUCAGCCAGUUACAGCCACAGCAUUUGAAACAAUAUCUAUGCCACAACCGAUAGUCAUAGCCUCUGGGUCACUGUCCACACAGCAAAUCAGAACUACUGUCUCUGGAACAAUGUCCAUAUCACAGGGGAGAACCACAGACUCAGCACUGACAUCUACACAACAAAUAAGAGCUACAGCCUCUGAAGCAGUGUCCAUUCCACUAAUAACAGCCAAAGCCUCUAGCUCAGUGUCUCCACUGUUAAUGAGAGACACAGCUUCAGGAAUGAUGUCUAUGCCACAAACGAGAGCUUCUGGAACAUUAUCUGAGCCACUAAUGAUACACAAACCUUCUGGAACAGUGUUUAUGCAGCAAAUGACAACAGCAGCUUCUAGAGAAAUGUCUUCAGUUCUAAUGAGGGACACAAUUUCUGGAGCUCCAUUCUUGCCACAAAUGACAGACACAGCCUCAAUAGGGAUAUCUUCACUGCCCCAGAAAGCCACUGUCUCUGGAGCAAUGCCCACAUUGCAGACAACUCCCACAGCCUCUGGAGAUAUGUCCAUGCCUCUAUUGGGAGUCCCAGGCCCUGUAGGAAUGUCCACAUCACUAAUGAGAGCCACAGACUCUGGGAAGAUGCCCAAUCAGCCAAUGAGCACCCAAGACUCUGGAGAAAUGUCUACAUCACUCAUGAGAUCCAUGAUCCCUGGAGGGGUACAGAUGAGAACCCAUGCCUCUGGAUUGAUGCCCACACCACCCAUGAGAGCCACAGACUCUGGAGAGUUGUCUACACUCACAAGAGUCUCAUCCUCUGGCGAGAGAACUCUUCCCCCAAGAAUCCUGGCUUCUACAGAAACAGUGACACCUCCAAGAGCCUCGACUUGCGAAACAAUAUCUGUUGCACAAAUGUCAGCCACAACUUCUGGAAUGAUGUCCACACCACAGAUGAAGGCUGCAGUCUCUGGAGCAGUGUCUACACCACUAAUGAGAUUCACAACCCCUGGAGAGACUUUCAUGUCUCAAGUGACAUCUACAGCUUCUGGAGGGAUAUCUUUGCCACAGAGAACCCCGACCUCUAGAGUGAGGUCCACACCACAAAUGGUCCCCACAGCUUCUGGAGAUACAUACAAACUCCCAAUGCGAUCACCAGCCUCUGGAGUGAUAUCAAUACCACAAGUCAGAACACCAGCCUCUGGAAAUAUGCUCACACCAGUAAGGAGAUUCUCAGCUUCUGGAGCUGUGUCCCCAGAGUUAAUGAGAGCUUCAGCCUCUGGAAAGAAGCGUACUGCACAAAAGAGAGCCAUGGCCUCUGAAGGGAUGUUCAAACCGUUAAUGAGAACCAUGCCCUCUGAAACAAUGCCCAUGCCUUUGAUGUCAGCCAAGGUUUCUGGAGAGAUGUCUAAGCCACUAAUGAAAAACACAGCCUCUGGAGCAAUGCCAGCACUGCAAACCAAAGUCAUAAGUUCUCGAUCUAUGUCCUUGCCACAAUCGACAAGAAGAGCUUCUGGAGGAAUAGCUAAGUCACCAAUGGUAGUCUCAGCUUCUGGAACGAUGUCUACACCACUAAUGAGAUUCUCCACCUCUAGAGAUAUAUCCAUGCCACAAACAUCAGCUAUGGCUUCUGGAGUGAUGUCCACAUCUCUCACGAAGGCCCCAGACUCUGGAGCAACAUCCACACCACAAACAGCCUUUGGAAUGAUGUCCACUCUGGAAAUCAAAGCUACAGAUUCUGGAGAGGCAUCUACUUCACAUACCAACUUCACAGCCUCUGGAUCGAGGGCUGUACCACACAUGACUGCCAGAACCCCUGAAACAAGAAGCCCACAAUCAAGGGAAGCAUCAUCCUUUGGAAUGUUGACUCCAGCACUUUGUUACCUCUUAGAGGAACAGGAAGGAGUCCGGGCUUCAAGCUCAGUGGGGGAGAUGGAGAUUGAUGAGGAGGAGCAAAUGAAGGGUUUUUUGGAUGAUUCAGAGAAAAUGGCAUUUCUGGUGUCUCUUCAUCUGGGUGCAGCAGAGAGGUGGUCUAUUUUGCAGAUGGAGGUGGGAAACCCCCUCUCAGAUGAAAAUAAAUUAUUCAUGAACAAAGCACAAGGCUUAUAUGACUCGUUGUCUGAGAUAGACAUCCUCAGUGCUGUUCUUUGCCAUCCCAAGCAGGGCCAGAAGUCAGUCAGGCAGUAUGCAACUGACUUCCUGCUGCUGGCCCGAAAUAUGUCUUGGUCUGAUGCCAUUCUACGGGCCAGGUUUUUGGAAGGACUUUCAGAAGCCGUUACUACCAAAAUGGGUCGGAUCUUCCUAAAGGUGGCUGGCAGCCUAAAGGAGCUGAUAGACAGAUCUCUCUACACAGAGUGCCAGCUGGCAGAGGAGAAGGGUUCCUUGGGAAAAUCAAGCCAGGUUCUGUCGACAGCCUGUAAGCGGAAUAAUGAGGAGGCCAUGGAGAAUGAACCGAGCUCUCAGCAGCAGACUGAGGAGUCUCAGCAUCAACAUGUUCCCAAACGCUGUUUCUACCUGAAAGAACGUGGAGAUCCUCAAAAGAGUCUUCAUGAGUACCUUCGACAGAGCACAGCUCAUCAGAAGACAUCUACACACAAAUAAUGCUCCCUGGACUCCUCUUCUGUGAUAUCUGUUUUGGCUGCUAACUUUAGGAUUGGUUCCUGAACUCAUUCCAUUCAACUACAUCAUAAACCUUGUUGCCUUUACUGUCCACCCUCCUCCUCCAGGGACACCCCACUUAAUCCCCCAUGUGGCUGCCUUGACCUUGUCUUUCACCCACAAGCCUAUGACCUUCUUCAACAACCGGAGUGUGGACUAUAAGAGUGUGUGGUGUUUGAGAUUCUGAGCUCCCAUCAUCAUCAAGGUCAGUCCUAGUUGUUGGUCUACGAAGAAGUCUAGGCAGAACAAAUCAUUUCCUACCUCAGAAACACUUGCCAUGUGUCAUCAGGCAAACAUGAGAAAAUUCUAGUCUCACUCCACCUGGAAGGAGAGCCUAUAAAGAGAGAGAUAUCCACUCCUACACCACCUUUCAAAACCAGUAGACUUGCCCCUAUGUGCUCCUUCCUUAUAGCACCUAAAAUGGAUCUCCAGGGCCCUUGCCCUGUUUAUAGUUUCCAUUCUGAAUCAUUCGUUUUGACUAAUAAUAAUAAUAAUAAUAGUGAUAGUAAUGGCUAACGGUUAUUGAUAAUGUACCAUAUCACAGGUACUGGGCUAAAAUCCUGACAAGCACCAUCGCACUACAUUGAUAGAGUGCCCCAACUUGUUCCUGUGUUGUUAGCUUCUGCUCUCUUGAUGUAUUGUUUAUGGCCUUUGUCCUUCAGUGUGGAAUCUCUAGAUCUGACCUCUGGGUGGUGCCUCAGCUGUUAAUUGCCCUAACUCGCUUUGGCUGCUGUGCUUCGUGGUCCUCACUCUUGAUAAGAGUCUUGGUCUCUAAGUAGGCAUAGAUUAGAGCAUAAUAUGCUCACUGCUCAGUGUUUACUUUCAGGUGGUGGAGUUAUGGGUAAUUUUUAUUUUCUUUCUACUACUCUAUGCUUUCUAGUUU
This is a messenger RNA of Fukomys damarensis (Damara mole-rat), 5590 nucleotides long. It is a transcript of the gene Rtl9, whose product is annotated as retrotransposon Gag like 9. The transcript is spliced from 5 exons. Lineage: Eukaryota; Metazoa; Chordata; Mammalia; Rodentia; Bathyergidae. The coding region runs from base 460 to 4650 and encodes 1396 amino acids. The record is from RefSeq and is a predicted model, not a curated record.